Dermatophagoides pteronyssinus (European house dust mite) is the source of this 1216-nucleotide messenger RNA. RefSeq lists its product as uncharacterized. The record is from RefSeq and is a predicted model, not a curated record. Lineage: Eukaryota; Metazoa; Arthropoda; Arachnida; Sarcoptiformes; Pyroglyphidae.
UUUUACAAAAAAAAAUUAAUAAUAAUAAUCUGUGAUUCUGUGCCUUAAUGAUUAUGUUCAAUUGAAUUCAAUUUGUUUUUUUAAUUUUAUUAUUAUUUUUCUACAACAUUCAAACAGAAUUUUCAAACAAAAAUGUUAUUUUCGUGGCAAAUUUUCAUCACAUCAGCAUUCAUUGCUUCCGUUGGUUGUAUAAAACCGGAUAAAGAUGAAAUGAUUGCUGAAGAAAGUGAACGAUAUUAUUCUCCAUUGAGAUAUUCAUCACCGGCAGCACAACAAUCAUCAUCACAAUCAUCAUCGGGAUCAUCAUCAUCCUCAUCGUCGAAUUCUCGAAAUGGUGGAGAUAUUUAUAAAAAAUCUGCAUCUGAAUAUUGGCCACAAAUGACAGAUGACCAUUCAUCAAUGAUGCAAGAUCCUUAUUCUGAUAAUUCCCCAUUUUAUCCAAUGACUAAUUCAAUACAACAGGCAGAUUAUCUAAUGACCAGUGUCAAUCAAGCAUACCUGAAAGGCAAAGAUAUCAAUGUUAUGCCGGAUCAUAAACCAAUUACACUUCAUUAUCGGACACAUGCACAGCCGAUUGUCGUACAUCAGACACGACUUCCAGGACCAAAACCCGAGGUCAAACAUACAACAUCACAUGAAGAGCCGCAACGUGUCGUACAUGAAGUAAUACGGCCAAUCAUUCAAGAAGUUCAUGAAAUUAUUCAGCCAUAUAGACGUGUCGUUCAACAAGUACAACCUGUCAUUGAAGAAGUACGUACAAUUAUUGCAAAAGAUGCGGGAAAAUCAUCUAGUGGUAUGGGUGCUGCAAAUAUGGAUCGUGGUUCAUAUUCGUCAGCAUCAGCAUCAUUACCACAAUUAAUGUCUCAUAAACCAAAUCCACAUUAUCAACAUCAAAGUGUUUCCGGAUCAAAUGAAGUUUUUCGUCAUUUAAGUCCAAAAACAUUACAAUCAUAUCGAAAGGCAAUGUAUGAACAAAGUAAAUCGUCCGAAGAUGAUCACGUAUUACCAAUGGCAACUACAAAUAAUCAACAAAACAAUCGUUUUAUUCGAUCACGAGUAUAUCUAACACCAAAAGGCGAGCCAGUAUAUCAAUCCAAUUAUAGACCUCCAGUUUAUUUAAGCGCUUAAUAUUGAUGACCAUUAAUGAUUUUUUUCUAAACAAUAACUAAAAAACCUAAUCGAUUGAACAAUCAAUAGUUUUUAAUUAUUGCGUAAA